UCAAGUAUUCCUACUUGGAUUAAAGAAGGUAAGAAUUUAGCACCAACGAAGAAGAAGGCCGCAGUAGAGACAACUUGGGGACGAGGGCAAAUAUUGCUAUAUUUCUACCCUUGCGGGCUAAUAUUUAGCAAUGGAUUCUCAACCUCCACCUAAACCGUGGCAAGGGCACAUUCCAAGAGUUAUGAGUGCGCCAGUAAAUUACAGGUCUACCGGCUUUGGGCCCGCUGCAGGAGUCGCCUCCACUUCUGUGGGUCCUCCUGUCCUGACCAGGAUGGCUCCUCCAGUGCCCCCCCGGCCUGUCCAGCAGUCCUAUCGUCCAUCCUACAACUCCUUCAUGCCUUCGCACAGUCCGUAUGGGAGUUCCUUCUAUGGCGGCUACAGCCCCUACUCUUACGGUAGUGGAUUCAACUCAGUGGGCUACAGACACUUCCCCCCCCGAGAGGACGUUGUCCCCAGCCGGUUUGUGCAGCAGGCCGAGGAGAGCAGCCGUGGUGCCUUCCAGUCCAUUGAGAGCAUCGUCCAGGCCUUCUCUUCGGUCAGCAUGAUGCUCGACGCCACCUUCUCAGCGGUGUACAACAGUUUUCGAGCGGUGCUGGAUGUCGCUAACCAUCUAACGAGGCUGCGUGCUGACCUCACUAGAGUUCUGUCAGCUUUUGCUUUUGUCCGAACAUUGCGUUACCUGUACAGAUGGUUGCAGCGACUUCUGAGGAGGGGGCGGCCAGACGCAGAUGCUGAGGACUUGUGGGCUGACAGCACUAGUGAUGUUCUUGCUACGAGUUCAUCUAGAGGUAACGGAGCAGGCGCUGAGGAUCAGCGUGUGAAGUCCUGGCCGGUCUUCCUGUUCUUUGCUGUAGUCCUCGGCGGCCCCUACCUCAUCUGGAAACUUCUCAGCUCCAGUGCUGCCAGUGAAGAAAACACUACUGACUGGGCCAGCGGGGAGGACGAUCACGUUGUGGCCCAAGCUGAGUUUGGGUUUUCAGCAGCUUCUGAGGAGGAGCUUUCUCUGCAGGCUGGAGAUAUGCUUAACCUCGCCCCUAAAGAGCAACAACCCCGGGUGCGUGGCUGGUUGCUCGCCAGCGUUGACGGUCAGACCACAGGUCUCGUUCCUGCCAACUACGUGAAAGUCCUUGGCAAGAGGAGAGGGCGCAGGUAUGCCGAGAUGGAGAGGCUUGCUCAGGUUCAGCCAGGAAUGGCGCCGGCUUCUGCAACGGCCUCGACUCCGCAGUCGCACUCGCCCGCAGCUCAAGAUUUUAACCGAGAUCUUUCCACGGCGUCUGCAGAGCAGCUUGAGUCGGCGUAUGGAGCAGCGCCAGCCUCUUUCAGUUCCAGCAUGUCCUCCGACACAUUGAUAAACAUCCCGGAGAAGGAUGACCUGUGACGAUCGAGUCUGAACGAGAAAAAUGUUAUUCAAACACUGUUUUAGUUCGUCUGAGAUUAGCUUUUCAUUUAAUCUGUCUGAGCUUUAGGCGUCUGUGUUUGUUGAGUGAAGCGAAAGGACUUUGAUUCAUUCAGAGAUGUCUAAUUUUUCCCAAUUUUAUCGGUUAAUCAAUCACUCAAUGUAAAUAUUUAACUUGAUUAGUUUAGGAAAAGGAAAUAUAUUUUCAAAAUUAA
Molecule: messenger RNA, 1611 nt
Organism: Nothobranchius furzeri (turquoise killifish)
Lineage: Eukaryota; Metazoa; Chordata; Actinopteri; Cyprinodontiformes; Nothobranchiidae
Gene: pex13
Product: peroxisomal biogenesis factor 13
Biological process (GO): protein import into peroxisome matrix, docking
Cellular component (GO): peroxisomal membrane; peroxisomal importomer complex; peroxisome
Molecular function (GO): protein binding
Source: RefSeq, a predicted model, not a curated record